Pedinophyceae sp. YPF-701 is the source of this 453-nucleotide messenger RNA. NCBI's taxonomy places the organism in Eukaryota, Viridiplantae, Chlorophyta, Pedinophyceae. The record is from the annotation of a GenBank genome assembly.
AUGGUGGGCGACGCAAUGGGCAGCACGGUGCUGGUGUGCUGCUUCUGGGGAUGGUUCACGGCGCAGUUCCUCAAGAUCUUCUACUACAAGUAUAAGAGGGGCGUGUGGACCCUCAAGGCGAUGGUCGCGUCGGGCGGGAUGCCGUCGUCGCACUCGGCAAUGUGCACCGCGACAACGACGGCGGUGGGGCUCACCGAGGGCUUCGGGAGCCCCCUGUUCGCCAUCGCGAUCUGCUUCUCCUGCAUCGUCAUGUACGACGCGGCCGGAGUUCGCCGACACGCCGGCUACCAGGCCGAGGUUCUGAACAAGGUCGUGAAGGAGAUCAUGGCGGGACACCCCCUGCAGGACCGGGAGCUGAAGGAGGUGCUGGGCCACACCCCCAUCCAGGUGCUGUGCGGUGGGCUCCUCGGAGUCAUCAUCGCCGUCGCCGGGAUCAACCACCUCGGGUUCUGA